AAAUAACAGGAAGAGCCGUGGUUGUUAUUUUUUUCACAAGCAAGCAUCGAGAAGAAGCGCACAGCUAAGCUAUGGCGACAGCAAUUGUUAGCUAUCUAAAACCACCGUCGUCACUAAUUGUAAAUUCGAGGCGAUUUUUAGACACUCGUACUUCAUGUAUUUUUAACCGCAGCAGCAGUUUUAGUUUCGCAGCUAAAAAUAUUCGCGCUUCUUCUACUGCUGCUAUUCCCGUCGUAGAAACAAAACCAGAGGAUGAUGCUGUGAUUGAAAACAAGGAAGCAAGGAGCAGCAGCAGGAACAUAAUAGCUUGUCCUAUAUGUUACGAGCCGUUGUCUUUGAUAGGUGAUCGUGUCUUGUCUGUUGAUUGUGAUGGUUUGAGUUUUGAAUGUGGGAGUUGUAAAAAGCGUUACUAUGGUAAAGAAACACAUAUUGACUUGACUGUAGCAAGUGGAGCCACUCAAUAUGACGAUUCUAUGCCUUUGGCUACUGAAUUUUUCAGGCUUCCGGUGAUAUCAUAUCUCUAUGAGAGGGGUUGGCGUCAAAAUUUCGUAUGGGGCGGUUUCCCUGGCCCUGAGAAGGAGUUUGAGCUGAUGAAGGAUUACCUGAAGCCAGUUUUAGGUGGAAAGAUUAUUGAUGCUAGUUGCGGUAGUGGAUUAUUUUCAAGACUUUUUGCCAAAAGUGGGUUGUUCUCUGAUGUUGUUGCGCUGGAUUACUCAGAAAACAUGCUGCAACAGUGUUUUGAAUUCAUCAAGCAGGACAAAGAGUUUUUCAAAGAGAAAUUAAUACUGGUCAGAGCUGAUAUAUCGAGACUUCCGUUUCUUUCUGGUUCUGUUGAUGCUGUCCAUGCUGGUGCUGCGAUACACUGUUGGCCUUCACCACCAGGAGCCACAGCUGAGAUAAGUAGAGUUCUGAAACCUGGUGGUGUGUUAGUUGCUUCCACUUUCAUACUUGACGGACCUUUCCGUUUUCUUCCACUUUUGGGGCCUCUACGUCAGAAUAUCGCACAAAUAUCAGGCAGUCAAAUAUUCCUGCGUGAACGUGAACUAGAAGAUAUCUGUAGAGCCUGUGGGCUAGUUGGAUUUACAUCUACAAGAGAGAGGCAAUUCAUAAUGUUUUCAGCUAGAAAACCCAGCUAAGUAUUUGUUUUGUAAUUGCUUUCUUGUAAAGGUCCACAUUUUCGUUUCAUGGCCUCUUGGGUCCUUAUAUCUCUCAGUAUAGAUCAUAUUUAAUUUGUAUAGGAAACUUGUAAUUUAUUACUGAAUUUGCUUAAUGAGCUGCUAUAAAAUGCAAUCUUUAGAAAUCA
Molecule: messenger RNA, 1303 nt
Organism: Mercurialis annua (annual mercury)
Lineage: Eukaryota; Viridiplantae; Streptophyta; Magnoliopsida; Malpighiales; Euphorbiaceae
Exons: 8
Coding region: 72-1136 (354 amino acids)
Molecular function (GO): S-adenosylmethionine-dependent methyltransferase activity
Source: RefSeq, a predicted model, not a curated record